AUUUCCCAGGGCCGAGCGGAGCAGCUGAGAGGCGUGUGUAGGUAGAAGCGCGGAGCAGCCGAGGAGGGGUGAGUGCAAGGGGCCUUUUCUUCCGCCAGGGUCUUCUUGAGCAUCAGCGACACCCCCGCGGCUUCUCCUCCAGACUUUCCUGCGCCUUUAUUCUGUCCCUUUGCGCUCCGCGUUGCAAGAUGCGAGCGGCGCGAAUGGGGUCGGAUCCCUGGGCGGUGGGUGGGUCGUUAUGGGGAAAGCGCGUGGAAGGCAUUCGGGACCGAAAUAGUCGCUCGCUUAGCAGGCCGGUCUCGCGGAGAAGCCGAGGCAGGCGCAGCAAUGCCCGGUUUCAAGCACGGGGCUUGGAGGACGCGGCGCCGAUCCCCCCCCCUCCCGCGGUACGAAGCGAAGGGAAAUGCGCACCUAUUGAUACUAGGGGAGAGGUCCGUCAUGCUGGAGAGCAUUAUCGUUAUAUAAUAAAUGCACGGGCUUGUCGUAUAUAAGGCCCUUCCAAGCUCGUUGCUCAUUCCGGCGCAUGGGCAGGGCCAUAGGCGUAGCCUUAAAUAUAAAUCAAUAAUCAAUAAAUCAAUAAAAGUGCUUAACUGAGGCUCUGUCUUCCCCCAACAAAAGCUUGCUGCCCCCUCAAAAAAAAUUCCUGGCUACGCCCAUGGGCAGGGCCCUGGUGGGGAACUGGAUCCACUACAUUUCUGUAUGAUCCGGAUCGGUUGCACUGGGAGUUGGGGGGAAAUAAUGGAAGUCUGUCUCGGUCCCUAGAGGCGGUGGCUUGUCUACUUAGCGAUGGUCUCAGAGGUACUACCUGACUAUUCCUUGCAGUAGGAACCUGUAAUGUGCGCACCUCCUGCCAUUUAUUCUCCUCAGGUGGGGAAACGUUAUUGUAGAGAAAAUGGUAUGUAAAGGUAUUGGCAAAUGAAAUUUAACAUGAGGAAAGAGGGGAGAUGUAAAAUAGCAUCCUACAUUUCACAAGGUUACACGAAGGUGCUGCAGACCCAACCUGGUGUGACCCAACCCUACUUGCUUGUGGAAAGUUUGCUGCCUACUGAGGAAUAUGUAUGGGUGUGGCCAAUGGCUGAUUUUUCAUCUGGGCCUCUAGAGCAGAGCUUUCCAGACUUUCCAUGUUGGUGACAUGGAAUUAAGUUUUACUAGCAUACCAGAGGUUAAACCUUUUCCAGCCCUGGCAGGAGCGCCCUGAGCAUUCGCGCAACACACCUACACACUGCAGCCCACACACUAACAUGUCGGAGCACCUCUUCCGUUGGAGAGGAAUUCAUCCUGUUUUGUUAUUACUUCAAAGUGAACUGUUGUGUGGGGAAAUGGCAACCAAAAAAGGGAAUGAGCUGCAUUGCUGAGUUCAAUUCUGGUCCAGUCUGUAGGCACCGUGAAAGCAAAACUGGAGGAAGGAAACUUUGGCCAAGAAGCUUUGACUGAGGUGUCAGACAGGCAGAAAUGUUUUGUUAGAAGCAUAAAUACUGACAAGACCGCAGUCCAGAUAAGAGGGUACACCAGUUUUAAGAAGAAAAGAGCUUUGUUACUCCGUGCAGCUAGCGGUGCUGGGUGAUAAGGUUUGAUACCACAUCAAGCCCAUAAAUAACGGAAACCGUUUUUGCAGUUUUCUCGUCUUGUCACUGCUACAGAAUGAAUUUUAGUUGAGUGUAAAAGAGAGAAUUAAAGCAACAAGUCAUCAAACCGGAAACGGUUUUUUGGAUGUUUGGGAACAGAGUAGUCUUAUUUUUAUCCUCUGGAUUCAAUCUUAGUUUCAUUGUUUUCACACAAAGUUUUUCCUGAUGUCUUUUGUGCUGUGGUAUAUUUUGUCUACAGAGGAAAAACAUCGCUUUCAGAUUCCAUUCUUGCUGCUAGUAAAGAAACAUUUUUCUUUGAUUUUCACCUGGGCUAAUCCUCAGUUUUGAAUUUCCUGGAUCCUAUAUAUUGGCUGUGAAUCCAAGAACUAAGGAGCUUGUUUCCAUUCCUGGGUUUCCAUUGGUAGAUACGUUCUUCUCAAGCCAGAAGGCCAAGUAGUUAGGACAACUAGGCUUAUGCAAUAAGCUUUUACUAGUGGUGUUUAGGUGGGGUGUUUAAACUGGUGGAGUUUAGGUGGUCCAAUAUAGUAUUCAGCAAUGGUUAAAUAAGUUGUACUUGAUUACAGUACAUGAGAUUAUAAUUUUGUACAUAACAGCCACUUUGUAUUUUCCUUACCCGAAGAUUCAUCCAUAUAUGAUGUGCUAUUAGAUUUCUUUGGUCAGAGGAGGUUGGUCCAUGAGGGCAAAUGGGGCACUACCCCAACUUCAGUCAACGCUCACCUGCCUCUUUACUUAGAACCAGCCCAGAGGGUGGCACUGGCUAUCCAUUUCCACCUCCUCAAUGUUGGCAUUGUAGCCUGAUGAGGGUGGGGGACAAGCCAAGACUUAGUUGUCUCCACCUGUCUCUGACUCUGGCUCGAACUACAAUUGGUCUCCUUACAUUCUGCCCCUAUGGUAACAUAGGAUAGUGCAUAUAGAAAAUGGGUGACAUGCCAGUCCUCAUAUUUUUUUUUGCACCACACAUUUUCAGUGUUACCAGAUUUGCGCAAGACUGCUGUUUUGGCCUUGUCAUUAGUGCUGUUACUUUUUCUUGCUCCAGAACAGCUUGAUUAAACUACGAUUUGCCAAAAGAAAUAGAAUUGUGGCUGCAAAUAAAGUUAUUGGCACCAAAGAGGGAUUGGAGUGGUUGUGCAUCACUGGGUAAAGGGGUCUCAUUAAGGGGUGGCAAUGAGAGUUUGGUGUAGAAAUUGGGAGGAUUUGCCCACAAUUUAAGAGAUGCAAGCAAAUUUCACUCUUGUGUAAGACCUCUGUUAAGCAAACAGAAAUGGGUGUUGCGCCCCACAAAAAAAGCACAUGCCUCCAUUUUGCUCAUUGUGAGGCAUGUUAUCAAAGGCUGGUGACAUUUGCUUUUGUGGUAUUGUGCAGGUUGGUUGGUUGGUUGCUGUAGUGGAAGUCUGCACAAGGUUUUCCACUAACACAAUUGGGCUUGCCUCUCUUCCCCCCACAAAAUGCUCUGAAAUUGGCUCUGGUGGGGGUUCGGAGGAUUCCAGAACAGCUCAAGGAUGGGAGGAGAUAGGGGAUUGUUCCAUCUGGCAAGUUGAAAAGAUUCUGCUGACAACAGUUGCCAUAGUGCUACAUUGAAUUGUUGCUUCAGAACAUCCAGCACCAACCAAACUGUGUUUUUGCUUUAUAGGCUAAGGCUGGAAAAAUAAUAACUGGAAGAUGAAGACUCUUGUUACCACCGUUUUGAUCGCCACGUUUGUUCUGACUUUGUUCAGCCACUUUGGUAAGUAUGCAAGUGCACUAUUAAAAAUAGUGUGAACUUAGAGCAAGGCACUGAGCAGAGGAGGUGGGCUUCACAAAAAGGGGUUCAGGGGCUGGGAGAGAAAUGUGGACUUGAACAGAUGUUGCUGGUAUUUCCCCUAAAGAGUAAUAGAUAUGGGGGGCGGUUUCUGGUGGGCUAUGAUUCUAGUAGGCCAAGGAGGACUUGCUUAAUUUUGACUCCUGGAGGCAAACCUACUGGGAUGUGGUAGGUUCUUCCUUUGUAGGUAGGUAGUUCUUCUGAGAUGCCAGCCACUGCUUAUGGCUCAUAGCUUAAUCUAUACUUGUGAUAUUAUACUUGCGGUAUUGCUGUUGAAACUGGUUUGUGCUGACUCCAGCUGUAUUGUAGUCAGAUCUUCUAGAAUUGAAUUGGGAACUCUAGAACAGACUUCUUCAUAUGGCUCUUUUGCAUACAUACUAGAUUAUACUUGGUUCCCUCAAUGAGAAAAGCCUUGCAUUAAUGCCACAAACUAUUUUUAUUUAUUUGGUUCAAAUUUAUAACUCCUUUUUUCCUUUCCAUGGGAAACCUGUGAUGACACACAAUAAAAUUACAUAAAGUUGUUCAAAACAACAUUAGAAUACAAUGAUACAGGCAGGGAUGUUCCUCCAGAGGUAGUUGGACUCCACAUCUCAUAUAUUUUGCCUAUGCUGACAGGACUGAUGGGUUUUGAAGUCCAGUAAUCUCUGGAGAGGGAUGCGGGUGGCGCUGUGGGUUAAACCACAGAGCCUAGGGCUUGCCGAUCAGAAGGUCGGCGGUUCGAAUCCCCCGGACGCCCAUUGCUCUGUCCCAGCUCCUGCCAACCUAGCAGUUUGAAAGCACGUCAAAGUGCAAGUAGAUAAAUAGGUACUGCUCCGGCGGGAAGGUAAACGGUGUUUCCGUGCAUUGCUCUGGUUCACCAGAAGUGGCUUAGUCAUGCUGGCCACAUGACCCGGAAGCUGUACGCCUGCUCCCUCAGCCAAUAAAGUGAGAUAGAUGAGCGCUGGAAACCCCCCCCCCAGUCGGUCACAACUGGACCUAAUGGUCAGGGGUCCCUUUACCUUUACCUUAAUCUCUGGAGGAUUGUAGCUUCCCCUGUUGGAAGGACAACAGAGAUCAUUCAGAGUGCAACUUAAGGAUGAAUUCUAUUGUUACUGUUAAAGUGAACUAGGUGGUGGUGGGGAGUUUUACAUAGCAACCAGGUAAGGUGGCAUGAUCUUUACUAAAGCAGUAUGUGCUCUGAUGAGCUGUGAUAUCUGAUAUGCCUUUGCAGUACGCUUAAACACUUUUAACUUAUCUUUUAAUUAUUUCUACAUCAAUAUUGUAGUUCAAGCUUGUUACCAGGAAUCUAGUUUCAUGAUGGAAGCCUGCAAUAAGACCAUCUUCUAUUCUCCUCCCCUCUUUCAUUUAGGAGCUGCCUUAAAAUGUUAUCAGUGUCUGGAUGGUAUCGGUCCAUGUAAAACGAACGUCACAUGCUCGGGUGGUACUGAUUCUUGCAUAUUGGUAAACUUGGGUAAGUAUGCUACCUUAUCUGAUUCAUGUGUAACUUGUGAUUAAGUACAAUUUUAAAAGAACUAUUUUCUUUACUUCAUUAUGGUCAGCACUUGUAUUUUAUGCAUUUUUUCCUCCCAAAUCACUGAAGUGAGGCCUUUUCUUCAAAUUACCAUAUUUUUCGCUCCAUAGGGCGCACCUGACCAUAGGGCGCACCUAGUUUUUAGAGGAGGAAAACAUGAAAAAAAAUAUUCUGAAUCAAAUGUUGUACUAAACUAUUUAAAGCAGCAAAGCGGGUGGCUCCUGUCCGCUUUGCUGCUUUAAAGCGAGCCUCAGAGGAGGGAAGGAAGGGGAACCAUGGCUUAUCUAAGUCCAGUUAAUAAUGCUGAGCCUGAUUUUAUAUGCAUCUCAAAGCCCUUGACAUAUAUACAUUAUAAUGACAAGCUGAGAUAGGCCUCCUGCAUAGGAGGAGGGGAGGAGAAGAGAGGGAGCCAUCAUAGCUCAAUGGGGAGAGCAUGGAGAAGAUCCCAAGUUCAGUCCUUGAAAGCUUCUCCGGGUAGGGCUGAGGGUGUGUCUCCUGAAACCCAGGUGAGCCUCUGCCCAUCAGUGAAGACAAAACUGAGCUCAAUGGGCUCAGGGGUCCUGACGUGGUACAGGGAAGGUCCCUCUGUUCCUGUUUAAAUUAGCCCUUUCUUCAGAACCAUGGGGACUACAAUAUUAGUUUGUUUUUAAAGGGAACAGCUGUAACCUCAGUGGCUUUGCAAGCAGAACACCACACGUUCAAUCCCCGGCUUCUCCAGGCCUGAAACUCUGGCAAACUGCUACCAGUCAGUGUUGACAUUACUAAGCCAAAUGGAGUAGUGGAUCCAACUCCUUAUAAGGCAGCUUCCUAGGUUCCCAUUUAUGCUUCAGAUCUGGGCGUGAGGCCUGCUGUCACUUUUAGUGUCAAGAGGGUGGUUCUUUGCACAUCUGGAAGAUGACUGUGUCACCUCCCAUCACCCUCUUGAAGGUGCUUUUACAGCUCAGGGGAAAGGGCAGGCAGACGCAGCAUCUGUAAACUGUAGCAUCCUGAAUUAAGGGAGGGAGGGGAAAGAGCUGAUCUUCAGCUUGAAACCAGGACUUGCUCUUUAACCAUGCUGCUCCUCCAGCUGCCAAUGCCAUCCAUGUAACCUGUGUGAAUAUCAAGUGUGGGUUGUGUCCAGGAACCUGGGAGGAUUUCUUUCACAUGAGUGCAUGUUUUUGUCUUUAAAUAAACAGCCCAUGCAAGUUUCCAGCUCUUAUGGCCAUGCCUGGCUGUCUCAGUGGAAAUCUGAGGAGGCUGAGGUGGACUUUCCAGUGGUCAAAGUCUUCCUGCCCGGCAUCUAUUUCCUGCCCUCUUUCCCCACUGAACUCCCGCACCCUGCUUCAAAGCAAGCUACGGAGGGGAUUCCCUCUGCUUUGAAGCAGGAAAGUGGAAGAGGAGCUGCUUACAUGAGUGUAAGCUGCUCCCCUCCCACUUUCCUGCUUCAAAGCGAGCCACGGAGGAGGGAGGGACCAACGGAAUCCCCUUCCCUCCCUCCUCCCCAGCUCAGCUCAGCAGCCGCGGCUCUUGCUGGCUUUACAAUGAGCCGGAAGGAGGGACAGACGGCAGUCCCUCCUCCCGCCUCCCUGUAAACCCAGCCAGAGCCGCAGACACACUCUACGCAGCUCUUGCUUUAAAGGGAGAGCUGCGCAGAGCUUGUCGGCAGCAGCGGCUCUUGCUGGCUUCGCUCCAUAAGACGCACAGACAUUUCCCCUUACUUUUUAAGGGGGGGGAAGUGUGUCCAAUGGAGCGAAAAAUACGGUAUUUUAGGGAUAGGUUGUUGAGGAGAUUGCAUUGGUUUAAAUAUGGCAUUAGGCAAAUUUAAUUGUCCUGCUUCUGACUCUUCUCUCCCCAUCCUCAUUAACAUUCUUCAUUAACUGCUGGUUGUAUAUCUAGCAUUGUACUUUUUUGGGUACAUUUGAUGAUGUGGAAGUCUCUGGGCUGAUUUAAUUAGAUGAAACAUUAAGGGAAGGUGGUAGGGGUCCCUGAGCAUUUUAAAGUUGGGCAAUCCAUGAGAAUGGAUGUAACCUAAUACUUGUAAGUAAAUUAGUUUAUCUUUCUUGCAUUGUACCACAAAAAGUAGAGCUCUCUCCCUGAGACACUGUUCUUGAUAUGGUGAUAGAUUUUUUUGGAACAUGAAAGUGAAUUUAAAAUGUUUUCAUAAUAAAUGCAUAUUAAAAACAAAUGUUGAGUGAUAAAUCAUACAAACUACAUCUUUUGUACUUAAAGAAGUAAAGUAGGUCUUGGAUUCAAUGUGAAAUUAUUGUACACAUUUUCAUUUCCCCUUAAUUUUCUCCUUUGCCCCUGUGCAGAGAAGCAAAUGGGUGUUGGAUGGUUACUUUGGCUUGAUACUAUUGCCUUUGUUACUGGAAUAGGAAGCUGGCUGCUUCUUCAAAUAGCUCUUGUAAAGUAAAAUACCUCAAAUAAGAUUUGGGGGCAAACACAUGGUUUAUUUUUUUCUUUUUAGAUGCUGUCUCUAUAUUUUUAUGACAGUAUUUUAAAAGCCACCUUGCGUGUUUUGAACAGAUAGGCAAUAUUUUUUUAAAUAACUGUAAGGAAGGUAUGGAAGACUUAAAUAGACAUUCUUAAACUCUUCUCCCCCUCCCCCAAUUUUCUUGCUCAGCAGGAAAGCAAACUACUUUCCAUAAAAUCUUGUCUUUGUGUUGUUGUUUUUUAAGGUACUGGAAGAAAUAUCUCUACGUGCUGGAAAUACUCCAACUGUAAAAUUGACUUUAUUGAGAAAGAAUUCAAGACUGGAAACUUCCAUUUUCAUUGCUGCCAAAAAGAUUUGUGUAAUGGCAGCCCAAUUACAGCAGGUAGUAAGAUGGUCCUUGGCUUAACUUCUGUGCUGAUCGCAAUCCAGAUGCUCUGCUUCUGAUCUGGAGUAGGAAAUACUUUGAACAAAAAGAAGUCAUUUCAUACCUAUUGACAAAUAGCCUUGUAAGAGAGAGCACCACACAUUGAGAACAGAGACCGAAUAAAUCAGGGAAAAUGGAAAGUAGAAUAGCAAAACUUGUUUACUACAUUGUAGUCACUGCAUUGUGGGUUUUUCUUUGUGGUGCUUCAUUCUACUUGUAAACUUGUAUCACUUUUGUACACUUAAACUUUUCAUAGCAGAGUUUUUGAAUCUAAUGAAACUGCCAACUUAUUUUUCAUCUUUUCCUAUCUGUAAGGCUUUUAUCUCAAUAAUAAAAGUGUCUACUUGACAUUUGAACUACAUACCCUUUCAUCAUGGGCCUCUGUUUCCAUACCACAACUUGCAACCAGUUGCACCCGUAGAAAGCAUAUUUUUGCUGGCUACUGUCAAAUACACUUACGGUUCCUAUUCUUUCUUCCCAACAUGGCUAUAAGGAAGUAUUUCUAGUGAGGCAUAUUUCACAUGGUGGGUAAGAGUUCAGAAGGUGGUAUUUGGACAGUCCUAAUCUCCACUUCAUCAUAAGUUUCCUCAUGCCAAUGCUUGCAGUAACCUUGUAGUCCAGUGACCCUGAGCAGCGUCUUGUGACAUCCCAUCACGGGUCCGAAUGUAUUAUUGUACUCUAGGAUUAAAUGGGGCAGCAUUUCAGACAAUGUUUUAUCUAGAUCUGCAGCUCACAGAUAAUAUAAUAGACACUCACUGUCUAGUGCCAAUUUUUCUGUGUGUUCUAUUUAACUUGCCUGCCAACAAUCCCUGGAAUCUCAAUUCUGCAGCACAUGUUUAACUUACCCAACAAGCAUGAUGGGAUGUUUUAUAAUUCGCUAUGCAAACAGCAGCUUGGUUGGUGAUGUUUUGUUGCUUUUAUACUUGUUUAUGCACAAUCUUUCACAUGUUUAAAAUAUUUCUAAAACCACAAUGGCACCCUCACUCAAUAAGUGGUGUGCCUUGAUAAGGAUUGCUAAAUUAGUUGAAAUGCUUUCCAACUAUGAGUUCAGAGUAAUGAUGGGGAUGUCACUGGCCAUUUAUUAGUGUCACUGGAUAACAUGAAGGUUACUUGAACAUUGCCCAAUAGUCCCCUGCUCCCAUCUAUGCCAAAGCUGCUAUAGGAAACUGGUUCACCAGAGCUGUCAUGUUUAAAAGUAGGGACCCAUCACAAAUUUUGCACGAGUGGGUAGAUGGAAAUGAAGGUCAUUUUCAAGGUGCCGUGGAUAACAUGUUGCUGCCUGAGACGAAAUAGGCUACCUUUAGGAAACUGCUGCAGCUUGUUUAUUAACCUAUUUGGAUAGGCUUUAAAUCAAAACGAAGGCAAGGAGAUGUGCUAUAAAACAUAACAGAAAUGGAACUCCCAUGUUGAAGGCUAAGGUGUUGUAAAAGCACGCAAUACCGUAAUUAGGGCAGAAACAUGACUCUGGACUUCAGUAUACUUAACAAGGUACCUAAUUUUCAAUAUAAAAUACUAUGGUUUAAAUUGAAGCCCCCAAUUAUACAUGCAAAGUUAUUCAACUCCUCCAUGGUGGUUGGAUCUAUUGCAGCUGGCAAUUCCUUCCUCCUGGAAAAACAACAACAUAAGAUUGUGGAACCCAUCACAAAGAUGUAGCACAGGAGUUGCUGUCUCUGGAAUAUGAGUAGCCCUUUGCUUACAGAUAAGUAUACUUGCUUGCACAAAUAGUUUUAGAUCCAUGCCCCCCUUUAAAAUAUGCCUAAAGCAACUCCUUAUGGUUAAUAGUACAAUAAUGCUCAUGUAUAAACAAACUAUUAUUAACAGCUUGGCUGGUAGCCAGAUUCUACGCCCAGAUUUGUAGGCACAAAUCAUCCUCUAGAAUAAAAUAGUUUACUAGGGGAAAGCUGAUGUCGCCCUUGGGGCGCCUCAGGGUCAAUUUUUAUGGUAGCCCAAAUCUCAGUUGUACGUGUAUAUGUACAGGUAUAUAUCUCAAUUUUAAUUCAGGAGCUACUGCUGCAAACUGCUCCAAUUGUACAUUUUAUCUUUAUGAAUGCUGUCAUUAUUGUGUUAUACAGGCUGGUCUAAAAAUUGUCUAUUAUUAAUUAAAUUUCUAUUCCACCCUUCAUCUGGAGAUCACAUGGAGAUUUGCAAUAGAUUUGCAGUUGGAGUUCACUUAGAAGAGCAUUGUUUUAGGCAACUGCUCUCAAAAAAUACAUCCAUCAUGCAGUUCAGUUAUUCAGACAUCAAUGAUUCAGUCAUUCUCAACCAUUUUUCCAUGGAAUGUUUAACCAAGAGUGUCUGUUAAUGGUUCACUGAGAAUGGCUCACUUCUGUUGGGCUGGUGGAAUUCUACUGGAAAUGUUUACAUAUUUUACUACAAAACACUUGGAAUAAUAUAAAUUCAUUAAUGUUUGCUGAAGUCCUGAAAAAAAAUCAGAGGUAUUAUCAAAUUUCACAAAUGCAUUCCCUGUGUUGCUGCUUAUUGUUCAUCUGGUCAUCUAGUGAAAGAAAAUGGUAUUACCUUCGUGUUAAAAAAGCAGAGUUUUAUUUAUCUCCAGAAGCAAAUGAACUGGCAUGCAUAUAAAACCGGUAAAAAGCAAUCAAUAAAUCUUUGCAUGUAACCUGAUCCUGAAAUUAGUUAUAAUUGCAAGAGAAAACAUCAUUAAACAUUAUAGGCAGGUCUAAAAAAAUAAUUUACCUGAACAAAAAAGCCCUGGGACAACAACUGUGUCCCUUCAAAGUGAACUGCAAAGUAAGGGAGUUGUUAUUGAAAAAGCCCUGUAAUGGGAAUCUGUCUAUCUUAUCCUCCAGGGUAAAGCCUGAGCAGAACCUUAUCAGCUGCUCUUGAAAAGGAUUAAGUGUGGGAUAACCGGCCUCAUACAAUCAUCAUACUUAAGUCUGAUUAAUGCAUGAAGGGGUAAGACCAUAGAGAAAACUAUCUUGCCAGGCUUACCUCACUUUGGGAGCAACUAGGCAAUCAAGCCUAUUGUUUUCUCCCAGUAGCUGAGAAGCUCAGUGUGUGAGGUUUCAGCUGGUUGCUCCAAGGCCAGACCGCAUGGUUCCAACAAGCCACUCUUGAGUUCCUAUACCAAUUAAGUUAGGAAUAUUCACUACUUCAGAACUAAGCCAAGUUUUAUUGCCUGUGCAACAUUUUUUUGAAUGCUGUAUGGAAAAGCACAUGAAUCUGGCCUCUGAUGAGUUUGUAAGCAAACCAUUUUUAAUGUGUUUAUAUCUUAUUGAAAAUAUUUCAAUUAAAUGAAAUAAAGUGAAGAAAUAAAAAAAGGAAUAAGUAAACCAUUUUAAACUUACUGAACUUGUGGUCUUUUUGUAUGCUAAGGGAAGAGGGGAACUUUGGAAGGCACUGAGCAGAGCAUAUUUUAAAGGUCUAACAGCCCAUCUUUCCACAUUUUACUUUGCUGCAUAUUUUGUGAUUUUAAAUCUCUGCUGGGGUUCUCUCACCAAAGAGUACUUGCCCCAAACCUGGAUCUAGGCAUCCAGAAAUUCUUGAGCUCCCAGUAUUUGUUGGGGCAAGCCAUGACUGUUAAAGUGUAUAAUAUGGCUUUAAAUAUAAGAUGUAGGUGUGGCCUUUGUAGAGUCCUCCUUAACCCCUUUCUGUUUUAACAUCCUGAAUGUAAUUUGAUAUCAUUAGCAAACUUGGCCACCUCACUAGGUAAAGGUAAAUGGACCCCUGACCAUUAGGUCCAGUCGUGGCCGACUCUGGCGUUGCGGUGCUCAUCUCGCUGUAUUGGCCGAGGGAGCCGGCGUACAGCUUCCGGGUCAUGUGGCUAGCAUGACUAAACUGCUUCUGGCGAACCACAGCAGCGUACGGAAACGCCAUUUACCUUCCCGCCAGAGCGGUACCUAUUUAUCUACUUGCACUUUGACGUGCUUUCGAACUGCUAGGUUGGCAGGAGCUGGGACCAAGCAAGGGGAGCUCACCCCGUCGCAGGGAUUCGAACUGCCGACCUUCUGAUCGGCAAGUCCUAGGCUCUGUGGUUUAACCCACAGCACCAUCUCACUACUUAACACCAAAUAUAGAUCAUGGGGUGGCCAUGGACGCAGUUUUGAAAGGUAACAGUGACAAAUAGCUGGAAGCAAACAACCAUUUGGGGAGGGGGUGGCUAUGAACACAGCUCAAGAUGACAAAUGGUGUUGGAGGCAACACACAGGUUGCAUUAAGAGGCUGAGAAACAUAGGUGGGGUUUGGGGGGCGUUGACCACUGAUGAAAUUCUGAAAGGUAGUGAUGACCAAGUUGGACUUGAAGCUGUAGCUUCUUGCAGGAUAGCUGGGAAGCUGUUCUGCUUCUCGAUACUCAGCCACACCUGUAGCUUGAGGCAGCUGCCCCAGGAACUGAAGGGGAGGCCCUGGUUUGGUUAAGGUCUUUGUAAGAAGACUUCAGCUCAAGCAAGACACUGAACACCUCCUUGUAAGGAGCACAGGAUUGAGAGGAGAUGCUGUUAGGUAAGGAUUUCUUACCUUCAGACUGGCUGAUGCUCUAGGGAAGUUUAUAUGGUUUCCCCCCAAAGGACCCACAUGAGUCCCUAUAUGCUUUAGCUUACACUAAAGCUUGAGCUUGGUCUAAAAUGAUCUUUAUCACAGAGUCCACCUUAGCUUGGCGGUGGGAGGCAUGUGACCUUCUCCAGUAGUUUUUCCCCAUUCAGAACUGUCAGGUGAGUUCUGGCUGUUUCUUGGCUCUUGAGGAAACAUCCACCAGCUAUCAUGGACCACCAAGAUAUCUUCCUAAUAAAUGGCAUGGACAGGCCUGCCUGCUGGGUUUGGCCAGCAUUCCUGACAACAUACACACACACUCUCAGAAUCAUCCCUCUCUGCAGGAACCUGACCUUAAAGUUGAUAUCUGAAGUUUUCAUUGCAUUUGUGUCGUAAAUCUGCUGGAAUAACUUCCCCAUGGUAGACUGAGCUGUAUUGAUUGAUGGCAACACAGUCUCCCUUUGUAAAGCUUCCUCAGCACUAUGUAUUUCUUCAGAAUUAAUAGAAUCAAUGGUAAAUAAUUCCUCAAUGAAGAAAAUCUGGGUCCAGACUAGCUGUCUCAUUUUCCAUUAUGUUGAAUCUCUGCAGAUGCCACAAUGGCAAGCCAUACGCAAUGUAUUGUAUUGACCUUUCUCAGGCUCUUGUUAUCAAAGCUCAGUCACAACUAAUUAAACCUGGCAUGUGAUGAUUC
This is a messenger RNA of Podarcis lilfordi (Lilford's wall lizard), 12907 nucleotides long. NCBI's taxonomy places the organism in Eukaryota, Metazoa, Chordata, Lepidosauria, Squamata, Lacertidae. The record is from the annotation of a GenBank genome assembly.